AUGGGUGGAGGGAGAGUGGGAACUGAGUUUCCGUAUGGGCGUCCUUGGAUUGCUGUUGCUCCGCUCCUGUUCCAGCUGCUACUGCUGGCUGAGCACAGCAUCCUUAUGCACCCAUUCCACAUCUUAGGUCUAGCUGGUGUAUUGGCUUGGCUCCCUAUUCAGCGCUAUGCAUGGUUCCUUGGGUGGGGUUGCUUUGGUUUUGGUGCAUUUCAUCUAACCGGAUUGUCUGGUCUGGGAAUAUGGGUAUCUGAUCCUUAUGGAUUAACCGGAAGGGUACAAGCUGUAAAUCCUCCGUGUGGUGUCGAAGGGUUUGAUCCUUUUGUUCCGGGCGGAAUAGCCUCUCAUCAUAUUGCAGCAGCUUUUGUUGUUGUUGGAACUAUAUGGUAUGGUUCAGCAACUACCACGAUUUCAUUCUUUGGUCCCACUAGUUAUGGGAUCAGGGGUACUUCCAGCAAGAAAUAUAUCGAAGGAUUAUUCAGAGCGGGUUCCAUGGACAAGGGGGAUGGAAUAGCUGUUGGGUGGUUAGGACACCCUUUUAGAGAGAAAGAAGGGCGCGCACUUUUUACAGCGACAGAAUUGUUAGAGGCGAUCUUCCUUUUCGAAGAGCAGAAUCGAAGUAUAGUGUUGAACUGGUCGGUGGAACUGUUGAGUUCUAUGGUGGUGAACUCAAGGGAGUCAGUUAUAGCUGCUACUGUGAAACAAUAUGCUAGACGUGCUCCAUUGGGUGAAAUGAGUGAACUAGAUAGAUCGUGCUACUUUGCAAUCGGGGUUUUUCGUAGCAGUCCAAGGGAAAGGGGUGAAACCGUGAGACCGGCGAAGGAGUUUACAGUGAAAGAAUAG
Messenger RNA from Cucurbita pepo subsp. pepo (vegetable marrow), 840 nucleotides. The record is from RefSeq and is a predicted model, not a curated record. NCBI's taxonomy places the organism in Eukaryota, Viridiplantae, Streptophyta, Magnoliopsida, Cucurbitales, Cucurbitaceae.